GCGCGGCCUUUACUGAUAAUCUGUCAGCCCCUGAGCCAGUUGAUAUAAUACGGGAUCGGGAUGAUCAGCAAGAUAACUUUUUGAUGGCUGUUUGCAGGCUUUAUUACCCCCCCCCCCAAGUUCAACUGACAAUGUCACAAAAACCUGCAUUUCAAUGGUCAAAAGUGACUAAAAGAAAUGGUCCGAGUUUGUUUUUGUCAAUAGAGGGCGUUGUGUACUGUGUAAGACUGUAGGUCAAAGUUUAGGGGUGUACCCUAUCGCUCCACAAUAAUACAAUCCCCUUGGCAAAGGGAAUUUAAACGGUUGUGAAGCUUUAAUUGGGAAUUUCCCUCCAGUAUGUGGAACUUUUGUCACGCUUAACCACGUGCCUCUGGUGAAAUAGUCUUCAUUUAAUGCUCAUACAGGCAUGUGGAAUGAAAUUGCAGGGUUUUCCAGCUGAUAGUUGGCUAAAGAUCGGCUAGCAAGAUGAGAUAUUCUGAACAAGAACUGUAUCGCAUGGCUUGUUCGGCCGCGACGGAAGCUACCAUGCAAGGGCGGCUAUUGUACAAAGGGAUACAGCAGGGCAAACUACGAACUGUCCGUGAAUUACAGGGCCAGGCCUUCAGAGAAAGAGAGAUCCGCCUUCAGGGUAACUUCCUGUUUUACUACAGGCCAGCAGAGGACAGGCGAACGCCAGAGCCCCUUGGAGCUCUUCUCUUGGAGCGCUACACAGUCCAGCGAGAAAUGGACGCAGAGAAAGGCUUCCUCUUUUCAAUAGCAUUUCAGGAAGACAGAGAGAGAAAGCACUUCUUCUUGGCACCAACAGCUCAGGCCUGUGACCAGUGGGUGCUGGCGAUACGCAAUGCCAGCUACGAACAACUCAAGGCCACUUGGAUCAUGCUUCGUAACAAAGUCAAGAGGUUACGAGACAUGCAACAAUCCACUGAAACUCAGCAGCAGCAGUUCCUGCAGCAACAGCAACUUCCUGCACCUACCAGACCACCAGCAACAAGACUUACACUGGCCCGACCUCCGCCACCAAGACCGCCCCCACCCCAGCUGACUGCCCUUCAGCCCAGGAGGAAUGCCCCUCCUCCCCCUGCCAACACCACUGCCCCGGCCACCACCAGUACUCCGCAGGAACCGGCAGAGGGACUCCUCAUCGACAUUUCCUAAAAGCCAGAAACUCGCCCCGAGGCAUUCUGACACACACACACCAUACAUCCUGUGCGCUCUAGGCAAGAACACUCGGGACAACUGUGUGAUUAGCAUAUAUUGAUUGACCACCUGUUUGCCUACUUGCUACCCAUUUCCCAAUCGAUGCAAGAUGGGUGCUUGAGUUGCCAAUUAACAACAAAGUGCCUACAGCAGUGUCAAUUCAAGAGGAAUGUUAACAGCUUUCAAGAUUAUUUUAUCAGAAAUAGACAGAAAGGAAAAAAGAAACAAGAGAAAAAAAUACUGUUCUAACUGGGUACACGAAAAGAACCUCCAUCAAAAGACAGCAGCUUAAACAUGCUGGCAAAAAUAUAUUGGCUGUAAGACAUUGGCCUUGACUUCCAGUUCCAUCCUAUUCAACAGUGCUGCUCCUCAGGUUUUCCCUCAAAACUUUUUGAAAGCUGCAACUCACCCGCCAUUUUUAGCAUUCUGCAUCAACUCCGCACUAAUGUCUCGUUUCUAUAUGGACAUAAAGAGAUGUAGAGAGCAUCAUGGAACAGUCACUGAUGGUACACAUUUGAUCAUGACUGCCUGCAUCAAGAUGUUUGAGUAGGCAAACCAUGUUUGUACUGUAGAGGACUUUCAUACGACGUAACUAUGGGCACGGACAUUACAGGAAGUGUACCAUGUCCAUGGAGGCACGUGCAUUUUCAAACCUGUUUCUAUUGGCAAUUUCAUGUACCCCAGAAUGUUGAGAGACUUCGAAGGCACGCGUUUCUGUGAACAUCUGUGUAAAUCUGUGUAAAACUUACGUGACUGAAAAUCCACUGAGGAAAUCAACACGGAGGACAGUAAGCUGUGUGAAGUACUGUCACUCUUUUUGUUGGUAUUUCUGAUCCCAUCAGUGGAAAUGCUGACCGCAGCGACUCAGACCAAAUUCAGGUAUUAACCGAACGGUGUUUGUGUAAAUUGUUCACAAGAAACUUGUGUGAUGAUGCCUUGUGUUAAUAACAUCAAAUAGCAACAGGUUUGCGGCGCAUUUCAAAUAGUGGCAUUUUUCAUUAAAAUUAACUUCACUUGUACUUCACUGGAACAUAAUUAAUAAUGGAGAGGGUGCUAUAUAAAUGUAAAUGAUUACUAUUAUUCUUAUAACUGGAGAACUUGAGAAUACUUUAAACAGUUUGUCUUUAAAAUAUGGAGAUACAAGAAGUCACAGUUCAUCACGACUAUAUUUUAAGAUGUACUCAAUCCACAAUAAAGAUGAGUGACGAAAACGGGUAGUUUGAACCAACAAAACAGGGGUGAGAUUGGAGGAAAAUGGAAUAUUCACCAGAGGUUUUGAGGGCCCCAGACCAUGCAGUGUAAGGUCUACGGUGUAUCAACUUGUAUAGGUAAAAGACCACAGUGGUUAACUCAGGAUUUUCCAGAUUUUAAGAUAUUAUUUCAAGGCCUGAAUUCAGGAAAAUCCUCAUGGAAAAAAAAAUCCAGAUAUCAAGAAAAAUCCUGGUAAAUCUCACCCCUUAUUUAAUGCUUCCACCUUGUAGAUAUGUACAUGUAGAUGAAGAGUACAUUCUAUUUAAUGCUGCACCAUGACUUCCAGAAUAAUGUACAAUAUUGCAAGAAUUCGUGGUGUAAGGGGAGAAUCCCUACUUGAGAUGUAUGCUGUGCUGCUGGGGAAAGUGAUAUGCGUAGUUCAUUUGACUGUAAAUAACAAGAAAUACUGUUAUCACCAAGGUGGUGGUGUGUUCAGCAGGCAAUACCUUGCCUUAAUCCUCAAUUCCUAUCUACUCAGUAGUAUCAGAUUGAAAUGAAUGUUUGUAAUGAAAAAUGUGUUUAAUUUGCUUGGGUGCCACCUCUUGUAGCAUAUUUAGAGAACUGUGUGACUGAUACAGUUCGUCACACAGUUCAUUUUGGUGCGAUUACGAAUACAUGUACAUGAUUUGGACAAAGGAAACCAAAGUGAUGCUUGGCUUACGUUGUCUGAAACCAGUUUAUUCACGGUUUGCAUUACUGACCAAUGGCUACUGGGCAUUAAAUACAGAUUGAACAACUGAUACAACCAAAAUAAAACCGAAGCUGUCCCAAUUGUUAAAAAGACAGAACUGAAAGUCAGAAAUAAAUAGUACAAUACGUUUUCAGUGAGAAUUUAAGACCGAUACUGAAAAAGGGUUUUGUAUUACUAAGAUUGCAUGCAAGCCGUUUGGAUGGCUUCCGUGACCCAUUGGCGACGUGAAAUACAUGCACAUGUUGUCAAUAAUGACACAUUGCCCUGAAUAUGACCGUACAGAAUAUGACCGUACAGUUCACGUCGACCGACAUCCAUUGAAACUUGUCAGUCGGGACCCUUUGGUGUAUUGGAUGGAAGUGGGACAUCAUCUACCUGAUGUAAUAUCUUCACAAAACUGUAAGGAACUACCGGCAUCCGGACCCUGGGGGGG
Molecule: messenger RNA, 3572 nt
Organism: Acanthaster planci (crown-of-thorns starfish)
Lineage: Eukaryota; Metazoa; Echinodermata; Asteroidea; Valvatida; Acanthasteridae
Product: pleckstrin homology domain-containing family J member 1-like
Biological process (GO): retrograde transport, endosome to Golgi; receptor recycling; endosome organization
Cellular component (GO): recycling endosome; trans-Golgi network; early endosome
Source: RefSeq, a predicted model, not a curated record